This is a messenger RNA of Octopus bimaculoides (California two-spot octopus), 3478 nucleotides long. RefSeq lists its product as uncharacterized. Gene Ontology annotation, molecular function: RNA polymerase II cis-regulatory region sequence-specific DNA binding; DNA-binding transcription activator activity, RNA polymerase II-specific. Gene Ontology annotation, biological process: regulation of transcription by RNA polymerase II. Gene Ontology annotation, cellular component: nucleus. The record is from RefSeq and is a predicted model, not a curated record. NCBI's taxonomy places the organism in Eukaryota, Metazoa, Mollusca, Cephalopoda, Octopoda, Octopodidae.
AUGUCUGUAUAAAUCAAAUUACAUACAGGAUUUUUUACGUAUGUCACCGAUGUCAUUGAAACAAGGGGAGCAAUUUUAUUAAUGUUUUCUGUAGUAAUUAUCUCAAGUUAAAGUAAACGUUAAUAAUUGUGGCUAAGGUAAGAGAACCUCCGCGUGUUCCUGGAUCGGUGAUUUCCAUUACCUUCAUGAUUGAUAUUUCAUUUCAUCACAAAAAUAACAUCGUUAAUUGUUCCCUAAUUUACAGGAAGAAGACAGUAAAUAACUUUUAACGACCAACAAAUCAUUCAACUUUUGCUGACACACUUUUCGUUUGGAUUUCAAAGCGAAAACACAAAUUAUUUGGAUUGGCAAAACACAUCACAAACUGUGGACUUUUCUUCUACUCACCAGCGUAAACAACUGUCACAAUUUAAUAGGAUCUCUCUCACUAAUUAACACACAGAGUUAAAGAAGGUAUUGAACCUACGAGCCUGUUUGUCCGAGAGUUAAAUCGUUUUCUGUGGUUCUUAAGAAACAAAGAAUCCGUUGUAGAGUUAACUAUCCAUCUAUCGUUGUCUUGUGCCAUUUCGCAUUGCUAAACUACAUUCAGCAGCACACACACACAUAGGUUAAUAUCUAGAUCCACAUAUAUACACACACGCUUAUUUGUAUCGAGUACUUUGACAAUACGUAAAUAGAAAUUGAUUGCCUCUACAUGGAUAUAGGGACCCAGUCGGCAACAGUUUUUCUGCUGCUAAGUAAUAUGUAUACAUGGAACGAUCGUUGUAGUUCCACGCAAUUAAACAGACCUUCUUGAUAUUAGUGACAAAAAGCUAAACCGUAAUUAACUCACAGACGUACUCCAGCUUCGAAGAAUUCGUGAAUGAACAUGGAGGACGUUAAGGACUUCAAUACGUCUAACACAACUGUUUUUAACAAUACAAAUACAGUUAGGGACACGGAGAAAUAUGAGAAAUCUCUACAUGGGGAAACAUUUACUAAACGAUUGUUCCAGGUAAAUAUUACGAAACAUAAAUGUGAUGUUUGUGGGAAACUUUUCUCUUUAGAACAGGAAAUCUUCGAACACAAAGAAAUGCACAAUAGGAAAAAACCAUAUCAGUGUGAAAUAUGCGGCAAGUCGUUUGUGUGUAGUAGUCAAUUAAAAAUACAUAACAGAACUCAUACGGGAGAAAAACCUUAUCCCUGUGAAAUAUGUGGAAAAGCAUUUGGCUCUAAAAGUAAUUUAACACAACACAUAAAAACACACGCUGGGAAAAAACUCUAUCACUGUGAAAUAUGCAGAAAUACUUUUGUGUCGAGAACAAAUUUGAAAAUACACAACAGGAUUCAUACUGGAGAAAAACCCUUCUGCUGUGAAGUUUGUGGAAAAUCAUUUGUGUCUAAUAUUCAGUUAAAAACACAUAAAAGGAUCCAUACUGGAGAAAAACCUUAUCACUGUGAAAUAUGUGGAAAAGCAUUUGUAACUAGUUGUCACUUAAAAGAGCACAACAGGACUCAUACAGGAGAGAAACCGUAUCACUGUAGAAUAUGUGGAAAAGCAUUUAUAUCUAGUAGUAAGUUAAAACUACAUGACAGGGCCCAUACUGGACAAAUACCCUUCCACUGUGAAAUAUGUGGGAAAGCAUUUAUGUGUAGUAGUAAAUUAAAAAUACACAACAGGACCCAUACUGGGGAAAGACCAUAUUGUUGUGAAAUUUGUGGCAAAUCUUUCUCUAACAAUGCCAAUCUUGUUGGACACAAAAGAACACACACCGGAGAAAAAGCUUUUCUCUGCGUGAUUUGUGGGAAGUCGUUUAGCUUGAAUUAUUCUUUAAAAAGACACAAAACAACACACACUGGAGAAAAACCAUUUGUCUGUGAGAUAUGCGGAAUGUCUUUUAGUUUGAAUAAUUCUUUAAAAAGACACAGAAGAACACACACUGGAGAAAAACUCAGUCAUUGUGAAAUAUGUAACAAAUAUUUCUCUAAUAAUUUCAAUCUUUCUGUCCAUAAGAGAAUACACAGUGGAGAGAAAACUUGUUACUGUGAAAUAUGUGGGAAAAGUUUCUUUCAUAAAUCUUAUCUUUCUGCUCACAGAAGGACACAUACUGGAGGGAAAUCCUUUAAAUGUAACAUCUGCGGCAAAUCUUUCUCCAAUAAUAAUGUCUUGUCACAACACAAAAAAAUCCACACUGGAGAAAAACUGUGUUGUGAAAUAUGUGGUAAAUCUUUUUCUUAUAAUUCAAAUCUAAUAGUUCACAGAAGAACACAUACCGGAGAAAGACCGCAUCCUUGUGAAAUAUGUGGGAAAUCGUUUACCAGAAGUGAUAGCUUAAAGAAACAUGCAACAAUGCACACUGCAUGAAACGUUGAUCAUGAUAGCCAUGUAUUUCUUUUAUAGCAAGAUACUUGUGCAUGUUCCUCUGUCUUGCUUUAGCCAUGUGUUUCCUCUGUAGUAAGACACCUGUGCAUGUCCUAGGCUGAUUUUGUUUCACCUAACGUUGAAUUAUACAGGGGUAUUCAAAAAGAAUGAACCAAUUUCAUUACGCUAUAUUUUGAUAAGGAAAAGCAAUAGAAAAACUCCAGCUAAGUCACAAGUAUUUACUCACAAUCAACUUUUAUUUCCUGAAACUUGUGGUCGUCCUGGACUUUUUCCGUUACACAGAUACCCCCUCUCUUGAAACUGUUGAAACCACCAUCGAAUUUGAACUCAGAACGUAAAGACAGACAAAAUACCGCUAAGCAUUUCGCCUGGCAUCCUAACGUUUCAGCCAGUUUGCCGCCUUACAUGUAGAAUGAAUAUUCUUUUCUACUCUAGGUACAAGGCCUGAAAUUUUGUGAGAGGGGCCAGUCGAUUAGAUCAACCCCAGUACACCACUGGUACUUAAUUUAUCAACCCUGAAAAGAUGAAAGGCAAAGUUGACCUCAGCGUAAUUUGAACUCAGAACAUAAAGACAGACGAAAUACCAUUAAGCAUUUCGCCCGGCAUGCUAACAUUUCAGCUCACCACUUUGCAUGCAGAAUGAAUAUUAAAACAUUGACGAUGGUGGUAAUUCACAAAUUAUACCAACCACUUUAUGUAGAUGUUAAUUUCUGGACACCAUCAACUGGUGUUUCAUCAUUAAUUGAUGCCUGACUGUCUACUGCCUCACAUGUGCCUAAGCAUAGGCGGCCCUAUCAAAACCAGAAAUCGGGUUGCAAACAGAAGAUUUAUACAGCGAUGAAGUUCUUUUCUUUUUUUCUGACCUUCCUUCAUCAUCAGAUGGUGAUGACACUCUACACAGCAGAGAAAAAAAAAACUGAUGCUUCAACCAGCUCUAAAUGGGAAAAGUGUACAGAUUCUUCUCCAUCCACUGAUUGCAAAUGGAAACAAAUACUUUAUGACACUCAUUCAUAAUGGUAUUGUAAGUUUUAUUGUGCGAGAGACUAACGAGGAUUAUAAAUUUUUAAAAUUUGUUUGAAAUGAAAAUAAAUAUAAGAAUUGUCCUUUAGAAAAAGA